AUGCCGACGUCGCUUCUGAGGUCAGCUGCUUGUGCGGCGCUCACGCUCCCGCAACGCGCGGCUCCUCUCAAGGCGAAGAAGCCCGCGGUGAAAAAGAACGUGAAAAAAGACUCGGGUGGGUUGCCGAAGCACCUCACGCGUUACUUGCCGUUCGUCCCCACCACGCUGGUUCACGAAACGACGAGUUUCCUCCACGAUGCAACGAAACUCCGCUCCCUCCUGGCCCUGAUUUUCUCGCCGUGCAAGCCGGAGGCGAGCGUCUCCGACGAGUUGGCCUCGCCUGCAGCGCGUCUCCAGUUUCAGCGGGAAAAGGAGCGAUACCACGCCGUCCGGGAUCAACACACCGACUGGUACCGCCGCCAUGAGAGCGCAGCCGCAGCGGCGAUGUGGGGCGCAAUCGAAGCGCUUCCCUCCGACCUCUACGGGGAAGCAGUUCAAUCUGCAACAUUUGCGCCGCCGUACGUUAACGAGCCGCCGCCGCCUGACCCAGCGGAAAGCCGGCCACCCGCGGGGAAAAGCGGAGCUGGCGAGGCGGACGCAAAGAGCGCUGGGAGUCGCGUACGUGCAGCCGGGACUCGCGAGGACGAAGCGACGCAGAAAGAGGGUACAGGCUUCUACCUGGAGAGGUUUGCGUUCCCGCGAGCCCUGAUGUUCCACGAAAUGUACGGCAAGCAGCUCUUCCAGUCCCUUUCCCCACUCGAACGGCGAAAACUGCAGGUCUUCAUGAAUUUGAUGCAUGUGCGGUAUCCUCACGCGGAGUUGAAGCGCGACAAACCGGGGUUGUUCUGGCUGCCGGAGAGGCAAGUGCUCAGUCGACAGCGCGAGGGAGCUCACAAACGAAAAGGCGCAAAGUGA
Messenger RNA from Neospora caninum, 855 nucleotides. RefSeq lists its product as hypothetical. The coding region runs from base 1 to 855 and encodes 284 amino acids. The record is from RefSeq and is a predicted model, not a curated record. The transcript has 4 exons. NCBI's taxonomy places the organism in Eukaryota, Apicomplexa, Conoidasida, Eucoccidiorida, Sarcocystidae.